UAGAUGGGCGGCUGGAGGAGGGGAAGGGGGCUCUUCGCGGAGUUUCAAGAAAUCCUGCGCAAAGUCUGCCGCUGGUUUUGGUCUGAGCGGUCUUCUCAGAGUCUAGCUCAAGUCUGUCUUGCUGCAGCUUCAGUGCUGACUGAGGAGGUCUGGAAGGAGGGGGCGGGCAGGAAGAGGCUGGAGUCCGUGACAACCCCCACCACCACCACCACCUUCCUCCGCUGCGGUACGUGUAGCGCAGAAGGGGGAAGGGGGGCCCGCGAGCGACCCCGGCGGCCCCGGGCGGCCAAGUGCCCCCUCCCUCCUUUACUAUAUGGUGCAGCCACGUGCGGGGGUGAGCUCGAUCGCGGGCGGGACUUACCCUGCAGACGCCGCUGCCGGGGGCCCCACACCUCCCUGAGCCAGGGACCCGCAAGCUGGCCAAGAGGGCGCCGGCGGCCGGAGCCCCGCAGCCGAGGAUGCGCCAAGGAGCAGCCCGCGCCCCCCUCCCUCGUCUCCGCCCGCGGGUCCGGCCAACUCCGGCUUCUGCCGCGCGUCCCUGGCUCGGAGCUCCGCUGCGGAAAACCCGAGCGGGGGCGGCUCCCCGCCUCGCAGCCCGGGAAAAUCCGGGGGUGGCCGCCAAGGAUCUCCAAGCGUGCUGGGCGAGGCGGCCCCCUCUUCCCUCCCAGACUGGGGCCCUCGACCUGGCGCUCCGACCGUAGGCCCGUCGGUUCAGUCCUUGCCUCCCCACUUCUCUCCGCAGAGCGCCCAGACGGCGGCGAGAUGACGGCCGGGAGCCCUGGAGACUGCGGGGAGGUGCGGAGGAGCCCCGAGGGCCGCGUCUCGCGCCUGGGCCGCCGCCUGGGCCGCCGGCGGCGCGCGCGCUCCCCUCCUGAGCCCCUGCGGGUGCGGGCGCGGCUGCGGCUGCGCUCGCCGUCGGGGGCGUUCGCGGCGCUGGGGGCGCUUGUGGUCCUGGUGGGCAUGGGCAUCGCGGUGGCCGGCUACUGGCCGCACCGCGCCGGAGUCCCGGGACCCCGGGCUGCGAACUCCAGCGCGCCUCCCCUGAGCGAGCUGCGGCGCGAGGGUCGCGGCGCCGGCCGAGCUCACGGCCCGCACGAGCGGCUGAGACUCCUUGGGCCGGUGGUCAUGGGCGUAGGCCUGUUCGUGUUCAUCUGCGCCAACACGCUGCUCUACGAGAACCGCGACCUGGAGACGCGACGGCUUCGCCAGGGGGUGCUGCGGGCUCAGGCGCUGCGGCCCCCGGACGGCCCAGGGUGGGACUGCGCGCUCCUCCCCAGCCCCGGCCCCAGGACUCCCCGAGCCGUAGGCUGCGUGGAACCAGAAAGCUGGGACCUGUCCCCGCGUAGGGGUACCUCACCCGUCCCGUCAGUGCGGAGUCUGCGUUCAGAGCCAGCUAAUCCUCGCUUGGGGUUACCUGCCCUGCUUAACAGCUACCCGCUGAAGGGCUCAGGACUGCAUCCACCUUGGGGUCCGCGGCCCCAGGCCGGCCAUGUGAUCAUCACCGUGCAGCCCUCUGGCUCCUGCAUCGAACAUUCCAAGUCAUUGGAUCUGGGCCUCGGAGACCUCCUGCUGGGGGCCCCAGCGGCUCGGGACUGCGCUCACCGAAGCUGGCCACGGCUGGACCGCCUCAGUCUGGGGGGUUAUGCCAAGUUGGGAGCAGGAGGGGACUUGGGGGCCCGGGUCUGAGGAGGAGGGGCACAGCCUGCUGUGAGGCUGCAGCGUGGACCGUGGUACAGCCCUAGGAGUCCUGAUGUCUAGUAGAGGUUUCAGUCACAUCCCAGCGGGGGAGGGGGAUGGAUGCUCCAGCCCCAACAGCUGCCAAGGCCUCCUGACUUACAUGUCGGCAAAGAAAUGCCAACUGCACAAGGGUUCAAAAAGCUAGAGAGGUUGUGUUUUAAUGUGGACUCUGGAGACCAGCAGGACUCAGCCUCAGGAAUUCCUUCAGCCUCCAAAAGUGGCCUUAGCCCUGGACAGAUAUCUGAGGGGGCUGGAGGCCCAGGGGAUGCAUCUGGUGGGUGUCUUGGCACACCCCAAGUGAUGGGUGAGGGUCCUCAGACCUGGAAGGUAGGUUGUGGUGUUACAGGCUGGGACAGGCGCCCUCCAAGGUGGCACUGGUGCUGGGGUUUGGGCCUCUGGGAAGAUGGGCAAUGCCGUAGAGUUGAGACCUUCCACUGCCAUCUGGGACUGAGCCUUUAACUCCCACCACCUAAACCUCUUUCGCCCUCAGCCAUGCUGGGUACAUCCGGUAAGGGCUCUACUACUGCCGAUGUCUCUGUACUAGGCUCUGGCCCCUCCCCAAACAGGUCUGAGAAGCCCCCUUCUCUCCUUUGUCGUGUGGCCCAUGCCGUGAAAUCUUUCUCCGGGUGGCAAAAAGCAUUUGCCAGUUCUCAGAAAUUCUUUUAUAUGUUAAAGCACCCUUUUGGUCAGUGUGGAUAGCCUUAGAAAAUGGCUUGGAUUGGGGUCUCCCUGACCCAUGUUUUUCCUAAGUUGCCAGUAGGGGAAGAGAACUUUAAAAGUUGAUCAAUCUUCACACAGUCAGGUUGUUUGUUUUUUUUUUUUUUGAGUUUAUUGAAAAAUGCAAUACAAGAGGAAGCAAGACCAAACUAAACAGUAGUAUCUAAACACUACCACCACUUCUCUUACUACAAAAGGCCCAGAUGGCAGACCUAAAUAUUGCCUAUUUAAUCUAAGGUUGUUGUAAUUUGAUUCGGCUGCCAUAGUCUCCUAUUUUGUCGAGAAAUGAAAACAACUACUUGAUAUGAUUCAUAAUUUUUUUUUUUUUAAUUUACAAAGCUCCUUCAUUUUUGUCACCAAAAUAAAACAUUUGAGAGAGAUUUGUAAAACCAGCCAGCCCAGGGACUGAGAUACUGGGCAGGUAUUUCCCAUGAGCAUUCCUUGGUGUUGGUCAGGCCGUAGCUCUGGCUCCAUUUCCAAAGGUGGACUGUUGCCUCGCCACCCUUAGCUGCCCUGAAGAACACAUGGCGGGGACUGGGGGCGGGCAAAGAUUCCCUGACAGGUCCCUGCAGCCAGGCUCUGUGGGGCCUCAGCUGAUAAAUUCAGGUCCUGCUUUGUGGGUGGGUGGGUGACAGAGACCUCACGUGGCUUGGAGGAAAUCUUUCUUUCUCAAGUGGAAUAAAAAUCAAAUUGCAGCGAGA
Molecule: messenger RNA, 3155 nt
Organism: Bubalus bubalis (water buffalo)
Lineage: Eukaryota; Metazoa; Chordata; Mammalia; Artiodactyla; Bovidae
Gene: TMEM200B
Product: transmembrane protein 200B
Exons: 1
Coding region: 4-1686 (560 amino acids)
Source: RefSeq, a predicted model, not a curated record